Messenger RNA from Humulus lupulus (European hop), 1041 nucleotides. RefSeq lists its product as uncharacterized. Lineage: Eukaryota; Viridiplantae; Streptophyta; Magnoliopsida; Rosales; Cannabaceae. The transcript is spliced from 4 exons. Bases 193 to 1041 code for a protein of 282 amino acids. The record is from RefSeq and is a predicted model, not a curated record.
UCCUUUAAGCCGCGUGGAGUUACUCGCGGCUUGACAACUACAACUAUAGCUAAGGCAUCAUCAACUGGAAAGUUGUCAGUGACUUUUAAUGCGGAGUGUCGUCAACCAAUUUGUACUAAUGCUGAGAAAUUUAAUAAUGAGAUUGGAUUCAUUAUUUGGAAUCAUGGUACAUUUCAUUAUAAAGAGUGGCGAAUGGUCCCAGAAGAUGUGAGAGAUCCAUUGCGACACUAUCUUUUGGAACAUUUUGACAUCAACUUGAAUGAUGAGACAACUAAAAAAUGCAUUGAUGAGCAAAUGAGAAAAGCUUGGAAGGGUCAUAAGUACAAGCUGCACUUAUAUUUCAAAGAAAUUGGAGGAGAAAAUGAUCUUGAGAUGGCCAAGAGCAAACGUCAUCCAGACUUAAAAGAAGAACAUCAAGAAGAUUGGAUGAUUUUGUGUGAUCGUUGGUGUUCUCCUGAAUUUAAGGAAAGAGCAUUAAAGAAUACUACCAAUCGAUCAAAGAGGAAAUGGGAGUCGAAAAAUGGUUCAAUCUCCACACCACGACAUCACAUUCGACGUGGAAUGGUGUUAACUUCUCCUACCGGUCAAAUUGAGACAUGGCGUCUAAAGCAUUAUGAUGCUGAGAAAGGAUGGACUGGAAUAGAGCUCGUGCCAUUAUAUGAUAAAAUGAUGGAGUUAAGGGGUCAACAUCCUCCAGAAGAAUUGUCUGAUAUAGAGAUUAUGGAGCGUGUACUUGGACGUGAUUCGGUAUACUUGCGAGGGUGGGGGCGGUCUCCUAGUGUCACAACUUCUACUUCACAUCGUGAAAAUAUUGUGGGUAAUCAACCAACUUAUGAAGAGUUACUUGAACGACUUAAUGAUACAACUUCCCGCCUUAAUGCUACUAACGAACAACUUAGUGUAGUUGUGGAUAUACUUCGUCAUAACAAUUUGAUGGCACCGCCUCCACCACCUCCACCACCUCCAACAGACCAAGCUUCAGAUGCAAAUUUAAGAGAGUCGCCAUCUAUUUCUAUUCGGGAGUCACAAGAUGAUUCUUAG